AAUGAUACAGUAAAAUAUUUUAUCAAAAUUAACUUAUAAGUAUCAAAAUGAAAAUAAAAAAAAGUUUAUAAGCACAAUUUAUAAGUUCAAAAAUUAUUAUAAAUAAAAAGGUUAACCUCUUUUUAAUGCACGUAAACUGAUUUGAUCAAUUUAUAACUAAGAUAAGAAAGUCGAUCUAUUUUAUUAUUUUAGCAGACUAUGUUCUUUAUCAAUAACUGAACUAAUAACCAUAUUAAAUCUAACUACAGGACCAUAUCAAGUCCAAAAAUGGAAAUCAAAUAUAUAUAGAUAAAGUUUUUCUAUGUAAAUAGUUUGGACUCUGUACUUGGGCAUCAACAAUUGGAGUUCAUCAGGCCUUGGAAUCUCAACCGAUCACAAAUGGGCAGGCCUGAAACCUGUCAGAUUGAUAGAAAGUCGCAGCAAUCGGCUCCUCAGCCCGCAGAAGUUGCACCACAAACUUGGCAUCAAGUUCAGGAUAAUAUUCAACCUGGGAUUCUUCAUCAAGGUUAUUCCACUACAGCUCCUGUGGUGCUUGGAAAUAACAUGGUUCUUGGACAUCCUUGGACAACAGGAUUAUUCGACUGUCAUGAAUAUCAAACAAAUGCUAUUAUGACAGCAUUUUUCCCUUGUGUAACAUUUGGGCAGAUUGUAGAAGUAUUGGAUGAGAGAGAGUUGACUUGUCCUUUGGGGAGUUUUAUUUACGUGAUAAUGAUGCCUACCCUGUGCUUUCAAUGGAUUAUGGGUUCCAAGUACAGAGCAAAAUUGUUGAGGAUUUACAAUCUGGUGGAAGCUCCUUACACUGAUGUCAUCUCUCACUUCUUCUGCCCAUUUUGUUCCCUUUGUCAAGAGUUUAGAGAGCUGAGAAACAGAGGACUUGAUCCUGCUCUGGGAUGGAAUGGGAUACUCGCUCAACGACAAGGAAGACAGUAUCAUAAUGUACAAGUAAAUGUUCCUCCCCAAGAUCAAGUAAUGUCUAGGUGAAUUUGUAAUCUCUAUUCAUAAAACUCCAUUCAUAUAUAAAUAUUUUUAUAUUUUAAUAAAAUUAUAAUAAAAAAAUUAUUUAA
Hevea brasiliensis (rubber tree) is the source of this 1064-nucleotide messenger RNA. RefSeq names its product protein PLANT CADMIUM RESISTANCE 8. The record is from RefSeq and is a predicted model, not a curated record. NCBI's taxonomy places the organism in Eukaryota, Viridiplantae, Streptophyta, Magnoliopsida, Malpighiales, Euphorbiaceae.